CCUACAAAUAUCUCAGCAUUAUCCUCUGAGACGCGGUGGGCGAAAAGAAAUGGAGGUUGGACUCGCCAUUUCCCGCCGUGCCACCGCCCCUCUCCACCUCGCCUUCUCCAUUCCAUCCUCCUCUUCCAAAUCCUCACACCCCGUCUUCUUACAAACGAGGCAGAGCAAUCCUUGCCUCAGUUCGCCGUCAACUCGUAGUCUAAAAACGCUCUACUCAUGUGUAGUGUCUCCGACUUCCACCCCUACCCUCAUGGUCGAAGAAGAAGCUGUAGAAGAGCCUUUGGUUUCCGAAAGUCAGAAGCCGAGAGCCGUUAGGUUGGACAAAUUUGGCCGGUUUUCUAGCCCUCGCGCCGCCCGGGAGUUGUCUCUAUUAAUUCUUUAUGCUUCCUGUUUAGAAGGGUCGGAUCCCGUUCGUCUAUUCGAGAAGAGAGUGAAUGCGAAAAGAGAUCCUCUCUAUGUGUUCAACAGAGCUUCCUUGCUUGAUUAUGACCAUAUGAGUUUUAGUGGGGAACCUGUUGUAGCUCAAACUGAAGCAGAAGAGCAGGAGUUAUUGAUGAAGAACCAAAAGGAGAGUUUAAAUGAAGAAGAAGUCCUUUCAGCGCCGCCGAAGUUGGUGUACAGCAAACACGUUUUAAGGUAUUCAAAAAGGCUUCUGGAAGCAGUUUUAGAAAGGUGGGAUCAUCAUGUGCAGGUUAUGGACAAAGUUACUCCAGCAAGUUGGAAGAAUCAACCUGGUGGAAGAAUACUGGAGCUCUGCAUAUUACACAUAGCAAUGGCAGAAAUAGCCAUGCUAGGAACACGCUAUCAAAUCGUUAUAAAUGAGUCUGUUGAUCUUGCAAAACGAUUCUGUGAUGGUUCUGCUCCUCGGUUCAUCAAUGGAUGCCUCGGGACUUUUGUCAAAGAGCACAUGGGAAAACAGCCCCCGAGUCAAAGUGCAAACUCCUGAUCUGUUGAUGACGUUGCUGGAGUAAUUCUCAAGUGUCACCUAUUUUGAUCUGGAUUAUGUUAGUUUUAGCUCUCUCUCUCUCUCUCUCUCUCUCUCUCUCUCUCUCGCUCGUUCCCCCAGCCCAAUAUCAUCAACUUGUACAGCAUCUUUGAUUCUUUGCGGCUAUCCAGGUUAACUUAGUGUAGAGCUGAGGAAUGUAAGAUUUUUUAUCCCAAGUUUCUUAUUGUGCCUUCUUAAACUAGUUUAUGUUUGGAAUCUCAGUGUUCCUUUGGUUGCUGCUUA
Molecule: messenger RNA, 1228 nt
Organism: Nymphaea colorata (pocket water lily)
Lineage: Eukaryota; Viridiplantae; Streptophyta; Magnoliopsida; Nymphaeales; Nymphaeaceae
Exons: 7
Coding region: 50-946 (298 amino acids)
Biological process (GO): DNA-templated transcription termination; regulation of DNA-templated transcription
Cellular component (GO): chloroplast
Molecular function (GO): RNA binding
Source: RefSeq, a predicted model, not a curated record